AUGCCAGCAAACCAUAAAACGAUUUUGAUUACAACCACUGCAACGAUUGCUGGUUUUGCUCUGGGUCCUGUUGUAAUUGGUGGAGUAGUGGGAGCAUUGGGAUUUGGAGAAGCCGGUAUUGCAGCUGGAUCUAUUGCAGCAUGGCUUAUGUCAUUACAUCAUGGAACUGUAGCUGCUGGUAGUCUUGUGGCGAUUUUACAAUCGAUUGAUGCCGCUGGUUUAGGUGUCGGAGGGUUUAUUGCUGCUGGUUUAGGUGGUAGUAUGUUUUCUAGCGCAAUUGCUAAAGCAUUACUAGUUAUAUUGAAAUCAAAUCCUGAGGGGUUGGCAGAAUUGGAAGAUUAUGUUUCCAUUACUGAUGACUGUAAUGAUGAUACAACUGCUACUGAGAAAUCUAAUGAAAUUUUACCUACGAAAGUGAUUUUUGAAAUGAAGCCCCGGCUUCUUACUAGCGAUGAAAAAUUAAAAUCAUUUUUUAAAGGAUUCGACUUGGCUCAGAAAGUUACAAAGGGCAAAACCAGUGAUGCUACUUACUUGAUUAGACACUUGGUAGAUAUCUAUGAAGAUCGUAAUGUUAGUUUAGGACCAGAAAGUUGUCUUCUGAAAUUGAACGAUUGA
Molecule: messenger RNA, 615 nt
Organism: Entrophospora candida
Lineage: Eukaryota; Fungi; Glomeromycota; Glomeromycetes; Entrophosporales; Entrophosporaceae
Source: the annotation of a GenBank genome assembly